AAGAAAGAAAGAAAGUAAAACUCCAAAUAACUGUGAGGUUCAUAACUUCACACACCAUCAGAGACCAGAGACUAAUUCUUCUCCUGCCGGUAGCUGCUGUGUGCUCUUCUCUUCUCCCCAAUCCAUCUCACGACUCCUCCCUUUUCUUUUGUGCGGAACGCGCCGCUACCUAAAUCUUACGGCGGCCUUUCUCGCCGGCCACGCCGACGUCCGCGUUCCAUUUCCGUGCCGCCUACAUCAGCCUUAGGUCAGCCGGCAUCCACCAGUAACUAACAAGGGCGGUCGUGUGUGCUCUCUGCCUCUCUCUUUUGACCGUUAACUUCAACUGCCCUUUCUUCCAAUAGGAUGUCGUUUUAUCGCGGACUGUCACGGAUUUCGAGAAAUCUCAGAGGCGGCGGUAGCUUCAAUGGAAGUCGGUUCCAUAGUCUCCAAUUUCUUGCUUCUCACAAACACCACUCGUCUAUGGGCUCUACUGAAAAGGUCAGAAGUUUUGUUUUUACAAAGGGUCUGCCAGCAUUGCAUAGUAGCAGAUAUAAAAUCCAUCAACAAAGCCACUCCAUUUCUGAGGAUGAACUUGAUCCAUUUUCCAUGGUUGCUGAUGAACUCUCACUUGUUGCUAACAACUUGCGAGCGAUGGUAGUUGCUGAGGUUCCUAAGCUUGCCUCAAGUGCUGAAUACUUCUUCAGAAUGGGGGUGGAAGGAAAAAGAUUUCGUCCAACUGUUUUAUUGUUAAUGUCAACAGCAUUAAAUCUAUCAACACCCAAGCCACCUCAUCAUUUCGACCAAGGAGGCAGUGUUGCGACAGAUCUACGCACAAGACAGCAAUGCAUAGCUGAAAUAACAGAGAUGAUCCAUGUGGCUAGUCUUCUUCAUGAUGAUGUUCUGGAUGAUGCAGACACCAGGCGUGGUAUUGGUUCAUUAAAUUUUGUAAUGGGCAAUAAGUUGGCAGUGUUGGCUGGGGAUUUUUUGCUUUCUAGGGCUUGUGUUGCUUUGGCUUCUCUGCAAAACACAGAGGUUGUAUCUUUGUUGGCAAAAGUUGUAGAACAUCUUGUAACAGGAGAGACCAUGCAAAUGAGUACGACAGCAGAUCAGCGGUGUAGUAUGGAAUAUUAUAUGCAGAAGACAUAUUACAAGACAGCAUCAUUGAUUUCAAAUAGUUGCAAGGCAAUAGCCAUCCUAGCUGGCCAAACAGCAGAAGUUGCAAUGCUUGCUUUUGACUAUGGAAAAAAUCUGGGAUUGGCGUUUCAGUUGAUAGAUGAUGUGCUUGAUUUCACAGGCACAUCGGCUUCCCUUGGAAAGGGUUCUUUGUCAGACAUUCGCCAUGGAAUUGUAACUGCUCCAAUAUUGUUUGCAAUGGAGGAGUUCCCUCAGCUGCGUGCAAUUGUUGAUAAGGGCUUUGACAACCCUGACAAUGUUGAUAUUGCUCUUGAGUACCUUGGAAAGAGCAGAGGUAUACAAAGGACAAAAGACCUGGCCGUAAUGCAUGCUAACCUCGCAGCAGCAGCAAUUGAUUCCUUACCAGACAGUGAUGAUGAGGAAGUAAAAAAAUCAAGGAGAGCCCUUGUACAUCUUACUCAGAGAGUCAUUACAAGAACCAAAUAAAAUGAGAACAUUCAGGAAUUUAACAAUUAUUCUGUUCCAAUUUUUCAAAUUUCUAUACUUGUUCCCCCAAAAUUGAGGGGAAAUAAUUUGUUUUAGGACCAAUUUCGUUAUUCAUAAUGUUCCUUAGGUUUAAUUCUUUUUUAAGGCUUGAUAGUUUCCCUCUAUUUUUAAAUAGGCCUUUAUAAUUUUAAAAAUUUUGUAAUCAGAAACUCCGAUAGUGAAUAAAAUAUUGUAAUCAAAGUCCCUUCAACCAAA
Arachis stenosperma is the source of this 1857-nucleotide messenger RNA. Its product is annotated as solanesyl diphosphate synthase 3, chloroplastic/mitochondrial-like. Bases 346 to 1602 code for a protein of 418 amino acids. Gene Ontology annotation, molecular function: prenyltransferase activity. The transcript is spliced from 12 exons. The record is from RefSeq and is a predicted model, not a curated record. Gene Ontology annotation, cellular component: transferase complex. Gene Ontology annotation, biological process: isoprenoid biosynthetic process; ubiquinone biosynthetic process. NCBI's taxonomy places the organism in Eukaryota, Viridiplantae, Streptophyta, Magnoliopsida, Fabales, Fabaceae.